Messenger RNA from Tricharina praecox, 834 nucleotides. Its product is annotated as thioesterase-like superfamily-domain-containing protein. The transcript is spliced from 5 exons. The record is from RefSeq and is a predicted model, not a curated record. Gene Ontology annotation, molecular function: fatty acyl-CoA hydrolase activity. Bases 1 to 834 code for a protein of 277 amino acids. Lineage: Eukaryota; Fungi; Ascomycota; Pezizomycetes; Pezizales; Pyronemataceae.
AUGGCGAUGAAGAUGCGCCUGCGCCUUCCGUGCAUUCGCACCCUCCUCGCGCCCCAGCAGCGUCGCCACAACAGUGCCUACAACGCGCGCUGGCUCUCGGACCAAAAAACGCGUCUGGGACGACUAUUUUUCCACGGGUGCACGGCGGCCGAAGUCGACGAGGCCGGGCAGAUCCUGCAGGACAUGACUCGCGAGUGGAGGAGGUAUAUUGCGGGCGCUGAGGGCUAUCUCAUCUCUGCCGAGAGAAGAGGGCUGUAUAGACUGCCGGUUGCGUGGGGCGAUAUGAGAUCAGAGAGUGCGGACGAGGCUGACGAGGGAAGGGUACGCCACGUCUGCCAUGUCAACAACGUUACGUACAACCGGUGGGCGGAGAGCGCGCGCAUCAACUGGGCGUGGAACCUUGCGAAACACGUCGAUCCCGCGAACAACACUAGGUGGAGCGACCUGUGGACGCCGCGAGGCCUCGGGCUGAUCCUGAGGAGUAUCAAUGUCGACUACAAGUUUCCGAUGGAGUACCCCGACAAGGUCACGGUUUAUCAUAAGCUUGGGAAAAUCAAGGACGACUCCUUUGGGCUGGAUGUCAUCAUCUUGAGCGAGAAGCAUCAGCGCGUAGCUGCGAGAUGUCUCGAGGACAUCGUGGUGUACAACUACAAGCCGUCGGACCCCACAAAGAAGCCGGGGAAGGCACCGAUUCCCGGAUGGAUGAGGGAUGUCUUCGAGGAGACUAUGCAGCAGCAGAAGGAGGCAGCAAAGGCUGCGACCAAUGAGAUGAGGAAGAUUGGUAAGAGGAUUGACUCCGUUGAGUCGAGAGUCUUGGUCAGGAAGGAGAUGUGA